AUGAAAAGUUCCAUCCUCCCGGCGUCUGUCGACAUUUCCCCAGGCGACUUUGACUCCGCAACAGCCAACGAACCGGAGUCUGACCCUCACGACAUCCUGACACUAGAUGCGGUACCGCCGAACGUGGCUGAUGCCUUGAUCAAGGUCUACAUCGAGAAGGUGCUGCCCCAGUAUCCAUUCUUUCUCGAGGAAGAUCUAUAUCUAUAUCAAGCUCUCGUCUACCACGGAGCAAAGACCGUCAAUGCUGACCUCCAGCGUCGGGCCGAGUUUGUCGUGACCAUGAUGAUGGCGAUUAGCACUCUGACCUCCAAGUCGCCCAAUCACCACCGACUUAUGUCGUUCAGCCAAAGUCUGUACCGGUUCGCAAUGCAACGGUACGAUACGCUAUCGGCGUCAACCCUCUGCCAUCUCCAAUGCACCAUGCUGCUCUGCCAGUUUGCCAACUUCUGUCCUGCAAUAGCAGAAGUCUGGACUCUGAAGGGAAUGGCAGUGAGAAUGGCCAUCGCCCUCGGACUACACAAAGAGCCUGACGCCGCCUUGGGGAUUUUUGAUCAGAAACAAUCGGAGUUACGUAGGCAGAUAUUCUGGACACUAUAUUCGAUGGACCGAUCCAUUUCCAUUACCGCUCACCGCGCAGUCAGUAUCGAGGACGAUCUCGUUGAUGUCGGAUGGCCUUAUCAGAACCUGGACGCCGAGGUGCUCUCCUUACGUCCUGGACGGGAGACGCAGACCAUACGAUUUCUCCGCCACGUGCGGUUUCGACAGAUCCAGUCCGAGAUCUUCGCGGUCAACUUCCAAAGCAAAGACCCCAGCAUCCUCCCGUACAGCGAAUGGAUGAAAGCCAAAGAUGCAGAACUGAUGGAGUGGCGGCGGAGUCUGGAUAUGCUCCACGACACCGGCUUCGACUGGUUCGACUUCGUCACCUACACGGGCCAGCUGUACUUGCACAUGCAUUGUCCUCGAAACCCGCAUCCAGACACAACUUCGGUGCUGACCGGGUUCGAUGCUGUCAACGGCAUCGCCGAUGGUUACCUCCGGAUGCUCCACAGAGGCUUCCUGAAAUUCGACUGGCACUGUGCCCAUCAAGCAACCGCUGCCGGUGUUCUUCUUAUUCGAUCGGUCAAAGACCACUAUCAAACUCUUCUGCGCUGCCAUUCGAGCCGGGAGGUGAACGAUGUCCUGGACAAGUAUUCUGAAAUCCUGAUGCUCCUUACCGACCGCUGGCCCACUGCUUCUGUCUGUCAGCAAAAGUUUGAGGGUUUGAAACACGACUUAUUCGUCGCUUUCUCGCUGUCGGCAGAUAUCCUGUUGAACUCUGGGGCUGCUGCUCAACGAAUCCCCAGCGGUGACUCGGUGCCGACCAGUCUGACAGCACCUGGAGAGUUACCUUUAGCUACUUUCCCCUUGGGACUCGCAGCCACUGGAGAACAGACGGCGACCGAUGCUGACCAAGUAUUCGACACCACAGAUCUGGAUUCGUGGGCUUAUACCAUCAAUGUUUUCAGAGAUUAUACCGACCAGGACUGGGAUAUCAUGGCCGGGCAAGCCGAGAUGCACUGGCCAUUCUGA
This is a messenger RNA of Capronia coronata CBS 617.96, 1569 nucleotides long. RefSeq lists its product as uncharacterized. Gene Ontology annotation, biological process: positive regulation of transcription by RNA polymerase II; DNA-templated transcription. Bases 1 to 1569 code for a protein of 522 amino acids. NCBI's taxonomy places the organism in Eukaryota, Fungi, Ascomycota, Eurotiomycetes, Chaetothyriales, Herpotrichiellaceae. The transcript is spliced from 3 exons. The record is from RefSeq and is a predicted model, not a curated record. Gene Ontology annotation, molecular function: sequence-specific DNA binding; DNA-binding transcription factor activity, RNA polymerase II-specific; zinc ion binding.